Messenger RNA from Fonsecaea erecta, 1629 nucleotides. RefSeq lists its product as hypothetical. The transcript has 7 exons. The record is from RefSeq and is a predicted model, not a curated record. Gene Ontology annotation, molecular function: transmembrane transporter activity. Bases 1 to 1629 code for a protein of 542 amino acids. Gene Ontology annotation, biological process: transmembrane transport. Lineage: Eukaryota; Fungi; Ascomycota; Eurotiomycetes; Chaetothyriales; Herpotrichiellaceae.
AUGACCAUCCUCGCCGAAACCACGUCGGAGGUGAUCCCCGGCACGGUCCACCUCGUCGACCUGGACCACACCAUGCACACGCGCCACGCCGACGCGGGCGCCGGCGACAUCGUGCUGGUGCCGACCCCGUCCAAUGACCCAGACGACCCGCUCAACUGGACGCCGCGACGCAAGAUCCUGUCGACCAUCUGCACGAAUCUAUACACGUGGUUCACCGGCAUGAGCGUGUCGACCGUAUACUCGGUCUUGGUGCCUCUCUCGGCCGCGUCGGGCGUGUCCGUGUCGACCCUCAACCAGGGUACCGGCUACAUGUUUCUGUUUCUCGGCUGGAGCUUGCUCUUCUGGCAACCCUUCUCGCUGCGAUACGGCAAACGCAUGACCUACCUGAUCUCCAUCCUCGGAUCGCUGGGAACCAGCAUAUGGAGCGCCUACGUGACGAGCAACGGAGAAUGGAUCGCCAAGUGCAUCAUCCAAGGCUUCUUCAAUGCCCCCAUCGAAGCUCUGCCCGAGAUCUCCGUCACUGAUGUGUACUUCACCCACCAGCGGGGCACAUACAUGGGCAUCUACGCCUUCACCCUCGCCGGCAGCAACUACUUCACCCCUGUCCUCUGCGGCUUCAUCGCCGAUGGCCAGGGCUGGAGGUGGGUGUUCUACUGGCCGGCCAUCUUCCUGGCGUUUGUCUUCCUCUUCCUGUUCUUCUUCAUGGAGGAGACCAACUACACGCGCAAGACCGCCGGGCUCAUCGUCGAGGUCGACACCCCGCCGCCAGAGCCGGCUGCCGCGAUGGACGCCGCGAGCAAGGAGAAGCUCCCCACGACCGUUCUUUCAACCGCCCCGUCCGCCACCGAGUACGGCCCACCGAAGACGUUUGUCCAGAAACUGUCGCUCUGGAACCCGCAACCCGGCCAGCCCAUGUUCCAGCGCGCGUACCGCAGCUUGACCUACCUGACCUGGCCGGUCAUCUUCUACGCGGGCUUCUCGUACGGUUCGUACCUGAUCUGGUUCAACGUGCUCAACGCCACGGCCUCGAUCAUCCUGGGUGGGCCGCCCUACAACUUCAGGCCCUCGAUGGUCGGCCUGUCGUAUCUGUCGUGCACCAUCGGCGUCAUCAUCGGCUGUCUCGUCUCUGGAAGGUUCAGUGACUGGCUGACGAUCAAGCUCGCCCGUCGAAACAACGGUAUCAUGGAGGCUGAGCAGCGUCUGUGGCCCUUCAUCCUCUGUGUCCUGAUCGUUCCAGGAAGCUUGAUCCUGUGGGGAGUUGGCGCCGCGCAUGGGGUUCAUUGGUUCGGCUUGAUCUUCGCGAUGGGUGCAUUGGCGUUGGCUACCACAUUUGGAGUCACCCUCAGUGUCAACUACAUGAUCGACAGCUAUCACGACAUCAGCGGCGACGCCAUCGUGACCGUGAUCCUGGUGCGGAACACCAUGUCCUUCGCCAUCAGCUACGGGAUCACGCCCUGGUUGACCAACUUGGGCUAUCAGAACUGCUUCAUCUCCGCCGCCUUCAUCGGCAUGGCAGCCUCGUCUGUUUUCUUCUUCAUGAUCGUGUACGGCAAGAAAUUCCGCGUGAGCAGCGCCACCAAAUACUGGAAGCUGGUGGGUGCCGACAGGGAGAGGUCGGCGGCACUUUGA